This is a messenger RNA of Myotis brandtii (Brandt's bat), 1034 nucleotides long. RefSeq names its product chromosome unknown open reading frame, human C22orf31 (gene CUNH22orf31). Bases 1 to 960 code for a protein of 319 amino acids. The record is from RefSeq and is a predicted model, not a curated record. The transcript is spliced from 3 exons. Lineage: Eukaryota; Metazoa; Chordata; Mammalia; Chiroptera; Vespertilionidae.
AUGGUGAAUUGGCUUGUCCUUAUAGGGUCCUGGCGACAUGUGUUUACUGAGUGGUCCAUGGCCAAGAUGAGGCAUCCAAUCUACGUGAGGCGAGACCCCAGCAUCCCCACCUACGGACUCCGGCAGUCUAUCUUACUGAACAGCAGGCUUCAGGACUGCUAUGUGGACUCCCCAGCUCUCACCAACAUCUGGACGCCCAGGACAUGUGCAAAGCGGACCAUCAGUGCCCCAGCACCAGGUACCACCUCUUCCUGGGAAGUUGUCAAGAAUCCGUUCAUUACCAGUUCGCUCUCCCUGGUUAAGCUGGUGCUCAGGCGACGACUGAAGGAUCAGUGCUGCCCGGUACCAUGCAAGUUUGGGGAAGCAAAACCGUCGAAGCUAGUAGAGCCCAAGGACGAUUCAGCAACGAAAUCCACUCGGCGGGGCAGGAUGAGGAACUCCAUCAGCUCCCAGAGCAAGCAGCCCCUCGGACAGCAGCCGGGCUCGCCGAGGCGCAGGAGGCCUGCAGGAAGCAACAACGAGAGUAAAGAAAGUUCAAAGGAGGAAAAAGUAACAGUCAGCCAAGAUCUUGAGAGCAGAUAUGCCGAACAUGUGGCCGCCACCCAAGCGCUACGCAGGGACGCGGGGACAGCAGCCUGGAAGGGCCAGGCGUUGCUUCCUGAAGCCAGGAAGAGACAACAGUUGUCAGACAUGCUAACCAUCCACGGCCUGCCCACAGAGGGUUACCGGGCUCUGUACCAUGCUGUGGUCGAGCCGAUGCUGUGGAACCCUUCGGGGACCCCCAAGAGGUACAGCUUGGAGCUGGGCAAGGCCAUCAAACAGAAGCUCUGGGAGGCUCUGUGCAGCCAGGCUGCCACCCCUGAAGGUGCUCAGAGGGACUCGUUGCCCGUCAGGAUGUGGCUGGAGGUCGACAAGGAGCCUGUGCCCAAGAAGUGGCCCAGGUUAAAGAGGGAGAAAUAGAAACAGGAUCGCACAGAUGAGGCUAUUCUCUGCUAGAUGUCUAAACAAUAAACACCACUUUGCACCUUUCCGGU